GUUGGUGCGAGUGCUGCCAUUCUGCGGCUGAGUUUCAUUUGGACUCCUGUCUCAUCAUAGAGGCUCGAAGGUCGCUUUAGCUCUCACUACCUUUAACGUAAUUAUCUCCCAGCCCAUGUUAACGGCCAUUCGUCGUUUUAAUAUUUAUUGCGCACGGACAUAGAGGUUGUUGUGAUUUACGAGGACCACCUGAAGGCAUCAUUGGACUCCGCCUGCCACACUGCCACGUCAAGUAUGACGUAGCAGUAGGUGGUGUCCGGGUUGUGAGGCGUUCAAACCCGGACAAGUAAAGAAAGCUUUAUUUGUGUCGUUAAACGUCGUCUGACACAGGAGUGAGAUUCCCACUAGACCCAUCACUGACCAUGGACCCGAAAACCAGCGGACUCCUUCAAAGGUUGACUGAGGCCGGUCAGGCUCACCUCCUGGGCUUCUGGGACAAGCUGAGUCCUGAUGAACGCGCGUCUUUAAACCAGGAGCUACAACUGAUAGACUUCCAGGAAAUCAAUGGCUUCUUCAAGCGGGCCAUGAAGUCAUUCAGCUGCACUAAGAAUGAAAAAAUGGACGCCCGCAUGGAGCCGGUACCCCAGGACGUACUGGGCAGUGUGACGAGGGAUAAGGGAAGUCUCAAACGUUGGGAGCAAAAAGGUCUGGAAUGUAUCUCCCAGAGUAAAGUGGCGGUGCUGCUUCUGGCUGGCGGUCAGGGAACCAGACUGGGGGUCUCCUACCCCAAAGGCAUGUACGACGUGGGGCUACCAUCCCAUAAGACCCUCUUUCAAAUCCAGGCCGAGCGCAUUUUGAAGCUUCAGCAUCUGGUCGAGGAGAAAAACAAAAGCAAGUGCAUCAUUCCUUGGUACAUAAUGACCAGCGGCAGGACAAUGGAAUCCACCAAGGACUUCUUCUCACGGUUUAACUACUUCGGCUUGGAUAAGAAGAAUAUAAUCUUCUUCCAGCAGGGCAUGCUUCCAGCCAUGGACUAUGAUGGCAAGAUCGUCCUUGAGAGUAAAUGCAAGCUGUCCAUGGCUCCUGAUGGAAAUGGGGGUCUAUACAGAGCCUUGGGUAACCAGGGCAUCCUGGACGACAUGCAACGGAGGGGGAUUGAGUUCAUACAUGUCUACUGUGUGGAUAACAUCCUUGUCAAAGUAGCUGACCCAGCAUUUGUCGGUUUCUGUGUGGAGAAGGAUGCAGACUGUGGGGCUAAGGUGGUGGAGAAAAGCAACCCCACAGAGGCCGUCGGCGUGGUGUGCAAGGUAGACGGUCUAUACCAGGUAGUGGAGUACAGUGAGAUCACCCUGGCGACGGCUGAGAAGCGCAGCCCUGACGGCCGCCUCAUGUUCAAUGCAGGCAACGUGGCCAAUCACUUCUUUAGCUUCUCAUUCCUCAAAGAUAUAGUGGAGAAGUACGAACCAAAGCUUGAGCACCAUGUAGCUCGGAAGAAGAUCCCAUAUGUGGAUGCCCAGGGUCAACUCAUCUCUCCGGACAAACCCAAUGGGAUUAAGAUGGAAAAAUUUGUUUUUGACAUUUUCCAGUUUGCCAAGACGUUUGUAGUGUACGAGGUGCUGAGGGAGGAUGAGUUCUCUCCUCUAAAGAACGCUGACCGCCAAGAUGGGAAGGACACCCCCACCACCGCGAGACACGCCCUCAUGUCCCUCCAUCACCGCUGGGUGCUGAACGCCGGCGGUCACUUCAUCGAUGAGAGUGGCGCGCGUGUGCCCGCCAUACCCAGAGCUGGAGAAGAAGGCCGUGUCACAGAUGAUGGCAACAGAAAUCUAAAGGACGGAACGGACCUGCCGAUCAAAUGUGAGAUUUCCCCGUUGGUGUCCUACGGAGGAGAGGGUCUGGAAGCACUGGUGAAGGAUCGAGACUUCCACCCGACUCUAAUCAUCGACGAGAGCGGCGUUCACGAGCUGGUCAAGAACGGCGUUUAGACGACCAAUCCAAAAAACACCAACCCCUUCGUCCCUCGGGUCGAAGCUGUGAUGUCAUCCAUGUGCAAUAACGGUGUCAAAGCGACUGAAUGAACCAACAAGCGAGAUGAAGUGAGCUCUCUUUGUAUGUGUGAAGACAGGAAGAGAGCUUGCGGGUCUGGUGCAUCUAUUUAUUUUGCUGAUGAGACUUAUUUUUUUAUAUCUAUUAUGUACACUGACAUGAGAAUCCUCAUUCGCUCAAGUUGGCAUAGUGAUUUUUAUAGCACAUUGGAAUGAUCCGGAUAAUGAAUCAUGUAGACAACAGGAUGUGGGAGCUUUCUUCUAUUAGUUGAUGAUGGAACAUUACUCAGUUCAAAUGAUGCCUAUUAAAGAAGGAGGAGGGAAAAAACUUUUAACACUGUUUUGGAGUUUGCUUUUCACAAUAUUUACUUGUUGGCUGCCAUUGAUGGAGAUUGACUUACAGUGUAUCACAAAAGUGAGUACACCCCUCGCAUUUCUGCAAAUAUUUAAGUAUAUCUUUUCAUGGGACAACACUGACAAAAUGACACUUUGACACAUUGAAAAGUAGUCUGUGUGCAUCUCAUAUAAUAGAGUUAAACUUAUUUUCCCCUCAAAAUAACUCAAAAUAUAGCCAUUAAUAUCUAAACCCCUGAAGCUGAAUUCUUUAUAGAUAUGGACGUAAAACAGUCUCGAUUCUUGGUAGAAAGCAAAAAAAAAAAGUGCAGGUAGCAUUUAUUUUACGUAAAUAUGUUGAAUGUGCGGCUCGUCUUUAAAUUCACUGUGGCGCCGUCUUACCACAACAAAGAGCUUUUUACGUUGAAAUUCUUGUGAACAAAUGCUUAAAUCCCUGAAUUCUUUAUAGAUAUGAACGUUAAACAGUCUCGAUUCUUGUUUAAAAGCAAAAAAACGUGCAGGUAGUAUUUUUUUUACGUAAAUAUUGCGAACUUU
Corythoichthys intestinalis (scribbled pipefish) is the source of this 2873-nucleotide messenger RNA. RefSeq names its product UDP-N-acetylglucosamine pyrophosphorylase 1 (gene uap1). Gene Ontology annotation, molecular function: UDP-N-acetylglucosamine diphosphorylase activity. The record is from RefSeq and is a predicted model, not a curated record. The coding region runs from base 363 to 1925 and encodes 520 amino acids. The transcript is spliced from 11 exons. Lineage: Eukaryota; Metazoa; Chordata; Actinopteri; Syngnathiformes; Syngnathidae. Gene Ontology annotation, biological process: UDP-N-acetylglucosamine biosynthetic process.